AACAACCACCACCACAAACUCCGACUGUCCCCUCCAGGCCCUUUCCCUCUAUAAACCUGCCGUUUUCUGUCUCCCAAGUCAUCCCAGUUUAGAAUUACGCCAGGAAAUAAUGAAUAAGCAGAGAGAGCCUAGUUUGUUUAUUUAUUUACAAUCCACAAGUCUAAUCCAGUUUCGAUCCAGCGGCUGUCUCGGGUGCCAAGGAGGAAGGAAGGAAAUGGCAGUGCGGGGACAGGGCAGAGCCUGGGCCAAAGGAAGCCACACCCAGUCGCUGCCCGGCUCUGGGCGACACCGGCAACGUGACCCCGAGAGACAACCAGCUGGUCCUUGCAUCCCCGAGACCGGCUGUCAGCGGCCGGAAGUGGCCCGCCCGCGAGCGGGGAAAGGUGCCUUAAGGAGGAGCCAGGGGCGGGCGGCCAAUCGGAAGCGACUGUCCCCGCGAGUUGGGCGGAAGAGGAGAGAUCCAGUUCCGGACGCGGCCGCCGCCGCCAUCUGUCACCUCCGCUCCGGCACUAGCAGCCAGUCGCCCCUGCCCCGCCUGUCUCCUCGCGGAGCCUGCUUCCCGUCCUGCCUCCUCUCUGCUCUGUUUUUGUCGCUGCCUUCAUCCCCCAAUGGAUCUGGUAGGAGUGGCAUCGCCCGAGCCCGGGCCGGCAGCGGCCUGGGGACCCAGCAAGUGUCCUUGGGCUAUCCCUCAAAAUACAAUAUCUUGUUCUUUGGCUGAUGUAAUGAGUGAACAGCUGGCCAAAGAAUUGCAGUUAGAAGAAGAAGCUGCUGUUUUUCCUGAAGUUGCUGUUGCUGAAGGACCAUUUAUUACUGGAGAAAACAUUGAUACUUCCAGUGACCUUAUGCUGGCUCAGAUGCUACAGAUGGAAUUUGACAGAGAAUAUGAUGCACAGCUUAGGCGUGAAGAAAAAAAAUUCAAUGGAGAUAGCAAAGUUUCCAUUUCCUUUGAAAAUUAUCGAAAAGUGCAUCCUUAUGAAGACAGCGAUAGCUCUGAAGAUGAGGUUGACUGGCAGGAUACUCGUGAUGAUCCCUACAGACCAGCAAAACCGGUUCCCACUCCUAAAAAGGGCUUUAUUGGAAAAGGAAAAGAUAUCACCACCAAACAUGAUGAAGUAGUAUGUGGGAGAAAGAAUACAGCAAGAAUGGAAAAUUUUGCACCUGAGUUUCAGGUAGGGGAUGGAAUUGGAAUGGAUUUAAAACUAUCAAACCAUGUUUUCAAUGCUUUAAAACAACAUGCCUACUCAGAAGAACGUCGAAGUGCCCGCCUACACGAAAAAAAGGAGCAUUCAACAGCAGAAAAAGCAGUUGAUCCUAAGACACGUUUACUUAUGUAUAAAAUGGUGAACUCUGGAAUGUUGGAGACAAUCACUGGCUGUAUUAGUACAGGAAAGGAAUCUGUUGUCUUUCAUGCGUAUGGAGGGAGCAUGGAGGAUGAAAAGGAAGAUAGUAAAGUUAUACCUACAGAAUGUGCCAUCAAGGUAUUUAAAACAACCCUUAAUGAGUUUAAGAAUCGUGACAAAUAUAUUAAAGAUGAUUUCAGGUUUAAAGAUCGCUUCAGUAAACUAAAUCCACGUAAGAUCAUCCGCAUGUGGGCAGAAAAAGAAAUGCACAAUCUCACAAGAAUGCAGAGAGCUGGAAUACCUUGUCCAACAGUUGUACUACUCAAGAAACACAUUUUAGUUAUGUCUUUUAUUGGCCAUGAUCAAGUUCCAGCUCCUAAAUUAAAAGAAGUAAAACUCAAUAGUGAAGAAAUGAAAGAAGCCUACUAUCAAACUCUUCAUUUGAUGCGGCAGUUAUAUAAUGAAUGUACACUUGUCCAUGCUGACCUCAGUGAGUACAACAUGCUGUGGCAUGCUGGAAAGGUCUGGUUGAUUGAUGUCAGUCAGUCAGUGGAACCUACCCAUCCUCAUGGCCUGGAGUUCUUGUUCCGGGACUGCAGGAAUGUCUCGCAGUUUUUCCAGAAAGGAGGAGUCAAGGAAGCCCUUAGUGAACGAGAACUCUUCAAUGCUGUUUCAGGCUUAAACAUCUCAGCAGAUAAUGAAGCUGAUUUUUUAGCUGAGAUAGAAGCUUUGGAGAAAAUGAAUGAAGAUCACGUUCAGAAGAAUGGAAGGAAAGCUGCUUCGUUUUUGAAAGAUGAUGGAGACCCACCAGUACCAUAUGAUGAAUAGCACUGAUACCCACUGCUUCACUGUUAACACACACACCAGUGAUUGUCAGCUGCCAAUAGCAAAUGAAGUUAUGGGUGACCCGAAAUACCAAAACAUGAGGAGUGGACAAUGGUGCUUAUGUGCUUUUCCCCCCUUGUAACCCAUGUGCCAGAUGUGUGGAAUUUUUAGCUCAGCAUUGAGAGAAUAAAAUGUCACUACCUCUCAUCUUAUAAACAGGAAAAUAUAAUUCUUUAACAGCUAUUGGUUAUCUGGCUGAAAUAGACCUUAUUUUAUGUGA
Molecule: messenger RNA, 2445 nt
Organism: Saimiri boliviensis boliviensis (Bolivian squirrel monkey)
Lineage: Eukaryota; Metazoa; Chordata; Mammalia; Primates; Cebidae
Gene: RIOK3
Product: RIO kinase 3
Biological process (GO): protein phosphorylation
Molecular function (GO): protein serine/threonine kinase activity; ATP binding
Source: RefSeq, a predicted model, not a curated record